Messenger RNA from Truncatella angustata, 1301 nucleotides. RefSeq lists its product as uncharacterized. The coding region runs from base 158 to 1237 and encodes 359 amino acids. Gene Ontology annotation, molecular function: dioxygenase activity. The transcript has 3 exons. The record is from RefSeq and is a predicted model, not a curated record. Lineage: Eukaryota; Fungi; Ascomycota; Sordariomycetes; Amphisphaeriales; Sporocadaceae.
AGAAGGAUGUCUAUGCGCUUCCCGAGCACAACUUCGUUUCUAUCUAUAAAAGAACUCGAACUAUAGGUUAAGAGCCAUUCUGUUUGAAGUGUGUUAAUCCGAAUCACUUGAUCCUCUCUCAUUGUACACUGUAAGCUUUUGUCAUAAACCGACCACCAUGGCUAUCUCAAACACAGUCCCACGAACGGUUCAAUGGAAUGGCAAGAAUGUCCCGGUCUACCCAAUGGAGACUAUUAGCUUCGAGCGACUGCUCUCCCAGGAGCCUGCUGAGCUCGAAAAGGCAGUGCGCUGCUGCGAAACUGAAGGUUUCUUCUACCUAGACCUGUCGGGAAUUGAUGGCCGACGCUACUUGGAGGAUCAGGAGAAGACUCUGAAUUUGAUGCACCGCUUCUUUGGAUCACCACUCGAAGCUAAGAACCAGUUCGGACUUCUGGCUCCUCACUUGGGCUACGAGCCCGUCGGUUCACGAACAGGUGUCUUUGCGGACACAAAGGAUGGAUACGAGAUGAUCAAAGUAUCCCGAGACGAGAUCCAGCGAGCCAACCCGCAUCUUCCAGAUGUGAUGAAGAACAGCCCGGACAUUCGAAUCCUUGAGAACGCCAUCGCAGGAUGCAACAUCGUCACCAAAACGAUCCUGUCAGCGCUGUCCACCGGACUGGGCCUCAGCGGUGCCGGGCGGUUCGAAAACUCCCACCGCAACGAUCGCCCCUCAAGCACGACCCUGGCCAUGAUGCACUAUAUCCCAUCGGACCCAGCGGUUGCGCAGAAGAUCGGACACCAGAAGCACACGGAUAUCAGCUCCCUGACGCUGCUGUACAGCCAGCAGUGGGGCCUGCAAAUCCGGCCGCCGGGGGCGCGCGAGUUCGGCUUCGUCGAGCCCAGGGACGGCUGCGCCGUCGUCAACGUGGGCGACUCGCUCCGGUUCGCCAGCGGGCACAAGAUGCAGUCAUGCAUCCACCGCGUUGUGCCAUUCGACCCGACUGAGCACCGCUAUUCCAUCGCCUACUUCCUCCGCGCCGAGGACGACACCAUGUUCACCGACAGCGAGGGUAGGUACAUCACCGCUGGGCAGUGGCACGACGAGAAGUUCUUCGCAUUCACCAACCCGCCAGAGCUGCAGGCCCAGGCUCCGCCCUCCAUGUUGUUGGGUGGGAUGACGGAGGCGGAUGACGAGGAAGAAGAAGAGAUCAUCGUGCAGGCGCCCGCCGGUCAGAAGGACAUUGCCGUCGGGGCAUAAAUGGCACAUCAUUGCUUGUAUGCAUAUUUUUAGAGGAUCGAACGGAUGGCAACACCUCCCUAGA